Messenger RNA from Saprolegnia parasitica CBS 223.65, 915 nucleotides. RefSeq lists its product as hypothetical. Lineage: Eukaryota; Oomycota; Saprolegniomycetes; Saprolegniales; Saprolegniaceae. The transcript has 10 exons. The record is from RefSeq and is a predicted model, not a curated record. Bases 1 to 915 code for a protein of 304 amino acids.
AUGCAGGGCUGCUACCCCUGCAGCGGGGACGGCGCGCUGCCACUGAUUGCGUGCGCAACGCAAGGUUGCAACAACUUAUUCCAUCGCUCGUGCGCUCCCGAUGGCGACAACCGAGACGUCUGGUUCAACGCGUGUGUGCCACCGACCACCGACGACGACGAAGCCGACAACAACGACGAGCACGUCGCCGACGAAGAGGCGAACGAUGCCGCUGAGCUGGACGAUGAGGCUGAAGCGGCGGCCAACCAUGCAGCGAGUCUGCAAGCCUUGCGAGCGAUCCCGUUCAUUGGUCAGUGCACUGUCGGAGAAGCGAUUGACCUUCUCAUGGCACACGACUUUUGCAAGACGACUUUUCCGCCUCGGGUCACGGCGCUCGUCAAAAAACUCUUGGUGUCCAUCGAUGUGACGUUCACGGCUGAGCAGCGAGCGUUCCUCGAGCGCCUCGGCGAUAGAAAAUCGGUCGAAGCGCUACAAGAGACCUUGGCAAAUGAUGCGACGCGCCAGGCUACGCAAGCGCGGUUCUUCCAGCUUCAAGUGGCCAUCGCAGUUGACGAGUACAGUACGCUGCCGCAGACGCCGAGGCCAACGAGUAAGCUGUUUCAAGCCAUCCUCCAAACGCCGAACGACAUCGACGGUUUCUUGCUGGCGCAGUUCGACGACGUUAUGCCCCAGCAGACGUAUUGGCGGGUGUCCUCCUACGCGUUUGAAGUAUUCAGGUACAGCGAAGCACGGCUCGACGAGUUCCAGACACCCAAGAUUUUCGGGUGUCCGGCGGAUAUGAGCCAAUACGUAUGUUGGGGCAUGCCGUCGUCGAACAGCGUCCUAUGCGUGCCGUACCGAUCGCUCUUGAUCCCCGUCUUGUGCAUGUACGGGGCAUGGACGGGUUUUUUGUCUAGCACACGCCACUUGCCCUAA